GUAAUAUUGCGUGAUAUUCCACGUACUUACCCGGAAUUGGAAUUCUUCAAAGACAAUGGCCGUGGUCAGCAAGCCUUAUUUAAUGUUAUCAAAGCUUACAGUAUUCAUGAUACUGAAGUUGGCUAUUGCCAGGGUAGUGCCUUCAUCGUUGGUCAGCUACUGCUUCAGAUGCCAGAAGAAGAGGCAUUCGCAGUUUUUGUGCGUUUAAUGGAAGCAUAUCGUUUGCGAGAGCUGUUCAAACCAGCGAUGACCGAACUGGGCCUAUGCAUGUUUCAACUUGAGUGCCUUGGAAUGGAAUUUGUAUUCCGAAUAGCAAUGGCCAUUUUACAACAGGCACGUCUAGAUUUGCUGAAACUCGAUAUGGAAGGAAUGCUUAAGGGAAGUGGUAGAGCCAAAAAAAUGCCAUUGCUAUUCGGAAUAUUUGGAAUACAAAUUCCAUUCUCCGAAAAAAAAACAGUUUUAUCUGUAAUCUACCGCUCAGUAAUCAUCUACCGUCCACUUGCUAGUUAA
Messenger RNA from Gongylonema pulchrum, 510 nucleotides. NCBI's taxonomy places the organism in Eukaryota, Metazoa, Nematoda, Chromadorea, Rhabditida, Gongylonematidae. The record is from the annotation of a GenBank genome assembly.